UCCCUAGGGAAAGAUGGGCUCACAAAAUCCGUCUCUAUAACUGCUGCUCUGGCUGGACUCCUCCAAACACAGAAGAGACAAGGCCUUCUCUACACAGCGUGGUGGGAUUACAAACCAGUCAGGGUGUUGAAUGCUUUGUACUUCUGAAGAAAUCAAGAAAAUGCUUUUGAGUGACCUGGUCUUCACAGUGCUCUUCAUUGCUCAGACAGGGAUUGGUCUCCUAGGGAACUCAAUACUGCUCAUGCUGUAUCUUAGUGUCUUCAUUUCUCAGCCCCAAUACAAGAAGACCACAGACUUGAUCUUUGGCCACCUGACUGUGGUCAACGCAUUGACACUCUUCACCCAGGUUGUCCCUGGGAUGGUUAUGGCCUUCAGGUGGGAGAGUACUCUGGAUGUAGUUGGGUGUCAGCUAGUCCUUUACAUUAGGAGAGUAGCCAGGGGCCUGUCCAUCUGCACUACCUGCCUCCUGAGUGUGUUCCAGGCCAUCACCAUCAGUCCCAGCAACUCCAGAUGGGACCAGUUCAAACACCGAGCCCCCAAAUAUAUUCUCUUUGCCUUUGUCUUAUUCUGGAGCCUCAACCUACUGUUAGAAAUGAAUAUAAUAAAAUCCAUUGCCAACAGCAAAAAUGUCACUGUCCCACUCAAACAUCACAGUAGGAAAACUUGUAUUAGUAUACAUUAUUUAAAUAAGUUAAAUAGUAUUUCAUUCCUAACUGCCAAGACUCUCCGAGAUGUUUUCUUUGUCCUUGUCAUGAGCUGCUCCAGCGGCUACAUGGUGAUGGUACUACAUAAACACAGCAAGCGAAUGCAGCACAUUCACAGCACCAGUCUCUCCCCCAAGACCUCCCCGGCAUCCAGAGCCACCCUGACCAUACUGCUUCUGGUCUCCUGCUUUGUUUCAUUUUAUUUCAUCAACAGUAGCAUUACGCUUGCUUUGUCAUUUAUCAAGGAUAAUGAUUUGAAUUAUUUUGAUCCUACAUUAUUUCUGGGGUCAUGUUAUGCCUUCCUCUCCCCAUUGGUGCUGAUCAUCAGUGACCCCCGGAUCUCCAAACUCUCCAAACGCCAACAUGACCUGUAAUACUGUAAGAUACCCAACUCCUAUUAUGAAUCCAAGAAAUGAGGAAUAGGCCAUGUGCCUUCAGACCUCAGACUUUUUGUGAAGAUCCUGGGCAGAAGGAAGAAGCAGGUUCUGAGAGUCAACCAUCCCAAUUUAGACAGUGA
Molecule: messenger RNA, 1221 nt
Organism: Ornithorhynchus anatinus (platypus)
Lineage: Eukaryota; Metazoa; Chordata; Mammalia; Monotremata; Ornithorhynchidae
Product: vomeronasal 1 receptor ornAnaV1R3088
Exons: 2
Coding region: 131-1078 (315 amino acids)
Biological process (GO): G protein-coupled receptor signaling pathway
Cellular component (GO): membrane
Molecular function (GO): pheromone receptor activity
Source: RefSeq, a predicted model, not a curated record